GGGCUGACCGCCCUCCUCAACGAAAAUGCCCCCAAGGCGAUGAAGGAGCACGACAUCAAGACCUUGUUUGGAAGAAAAGUAGCUAUCGAUGCAUCCAUGUCAAUCUACCAAUUCCUGGUCGCCGUCCGACAGAAGGAUGGUACCAUGUUGAUGAACGAGAACGGAGAUGUCACCAGUCAUCUCAUGGGGUUCUUCUUCCGGACCCUUCGUAUGGUCGACCACGGUAUCAAGCCGAUGUACGUCUUCGACGGGAAACCACCUGAUCUCAAAGGAGGAGUUUUGGCAAAACGUUUCGCUACGAGGAACGCGGCUGCGGAAGCUGAAGCCGAGGCCAAAGAAGUCGGAACAACGGAGGAUAUCGACAAAUUGGCGAGGAGACAGGUCAAGCCGACCAGACAGCAUAAUGAGGAGUGUCGACGAUUGUUGGGUUUGAUGGGGAUUCCAUUUUUGAUCGCCCCUGGAGAAGCUGAGGCGCAGUGUGCUGAACUGGCUCGAGCCGGAAAGGUCUAUGCGGCGGGAUCCGAAGAUAUGGACACGCUCACGUUCAACUCGCCGCUUUUGCUCCGACACUUGACCUUUUCGGAGGCGAAGAAGGCUCCUAUUUCCGAGAUCAACUUGAAGGUCGUCCUCGAAGAGCUCGACAUGACUAUGGAGAGGUUCAUCGAGCUUUGUAUCCUACUCGGGUGUGAUUACCUCGAACCCGCCAAGGGCAUCGGCCCAAAGACCGCGCUCAAGCUUAUGAGAGAGCAUGGAAGUUUGGAAGCCAUCGAAUCCUUUGUCCGGGGCAAGAUGGCCGAGAAGGUCGCCGACGCUCAAGCCGAAGCGGGGAUCGAGCCGGAAGAGAUCGAGUCGGACGAAGAGGACAAGGCUCCUCCUAGCCCCGACGUGGAUAUGGACUUGGAGAGCGAGGAUGGGUAUGAGAAACGGGUCGCCGCUGACAUGAGCGGGGACGAGGAGGAGAUGGAGGGCGCGGGAACGAGCAGCAAAGCUAGCAAGAAGAAGAAGGUCGUGGUCGGGAUCAAGGGAGGGAUGCAAUUGCCAGAGUAUUGGCCCUGGAGGGAAGCCAAAGAGGUGUUCAUGAAGCCGGAUGUCACGCCGGGGGAUGAUCUAGAGCUCGACUGGAAACGACCUGAUAUCGAGGGUCUCGUGCAAUUCCUCUGCCGCGAAAAGGGGUUCGCUGAGGAUCGAGUUCGAAACGGAUGCACUCGAUUGGAAAAGAUGCUCGGCGCGAAACAACAGGGACGACUGGAUGGCUUUUUCAAACCCACGGGGGUCGUGACGAGCAGCAAGACGGCGAGUUCGAAAGCGGGCGAUAGUAAGGGGAAGGGGGGAGCGAAGCGAAAGGUCAGUCUGUUCGAAUGUUUGGAGAGUGUCAAGAGGAGGCUGAUCCGGUCGUCCUGA
This is a messenger RNA of Filobasidium floriforme, 1401 nucleotides long. Its product is annotated as PIN domain-like protein. The record is from RefSeq and is a predicted model, not a curated record. The annotation marks the transcript as partial. The transcript has 12 exons. Gene Ontology annotation, molecular function: 5'-flap endonuclease activity; DNA binding; 5'-3' exonuclease activity. NCBI's taxonomy places the organism in Eukaryota, Fungi, Basidiomycota, Tremellomycetes, Filobasidiales, Filobasidiaceae. Gene Ontology annotation, cellular component: nucleus; cytoplasm.